AAGCACCUCGACCUCGCUGCCCUACCCGCAUCGGCUCUAUUGGACAUCCUCUCGAUCCUCUCUCUCAUCGUCGACCUCGCUCGCACAUCGGCCUCGCCCUCGAACGCAAGCGACAUCCUCGACUCGCUCUUCUCGACACCCAGGCUACUCGAGGCUGUCUCGUCCGCCUUCAUCGCCGUCUCAUGGCCUCCCGCUCCAUCCUCAACCACGCCCUCUCCCGCCGCCCUCAACUUCCUCACCUCCCUCGCCCGUUCCUCCCGCACGCGCGCAAAACAACUCGCGACCCGCUCACUCAUCGACUCAACGAUGCGCUUCGUCGCUCUCCCGCCUUGGGACCUCGAGCUCUCCGCGGACCAGAAAGUGGGCGAUGACCUCUUUUGCGCGACGCUGGAGUUGUGGUCUACCCUGGCGCGGUACGGACUUGCCACCGACUUGCGCGCCAAGUCUUCCCCGCUCCUCGAGACCCUCCACGAGUGCAUCUCAGACCCUUCGUUCGACCCAUCCGGCCGCGAUGCACGCUGGACGGCUCGCUACCUCGAGCUCAUCAGCUUGUGGACGACAGCGGCUACUGAUCCGCAUGUGACGGGUCACGAUGUGACUUGGUCGCAAGUUGAGGGAUUGAGGGAGGUGGGUGUUGAGGCGUAUGAGCGGGCGAUGGAACGGGAUGGGGAGGGAGCGAAGAGGGUCGUGGCGGCUGCUUGGGAGGCACUGGGCAGUUGGGUCGAGGGGAGUAAGGUGAAUAAGUCGAGGAGGGGGGAGGACGAGAGGCGAUGGGUGCGCGAGCGCUUUGAGGCGGCGCUUGCGAGCGGAGGUGAGGCGGAGAGGAUGGUGUUGGAUGCGCUGAGAAUGGUCGAGGAGGGUGGAGAGGGACACGAGACGGCGACGAGAGUGGCGGCUGCUGCGUUGCGGCUGUCGCAGGCGUUGGAGGACGAGGCGGAGCCGGCGAACGACGUGAAGCCUCUCCUGGACAUCCCGCAGGACAUCGCCGCUCGCGUCGUCCGCGCCAUCGUGCGCCAAUCACCUUCGCUCGUCACGACCGCCAUCGCCGUCUCGCUUCUCCCGCGUAUCGCCUUGCCAGAUCGCCUUGAUCUCACCCUCGCCCUCCUCCCUCUCCUGCAUGUCGAGGACGCCGUCACGGCUCGCGACCUCGUCGACUGGGUUUUCUGCACCUUGUCGAAUGCGGACGCCUCGUUCUCGACCCUCGCCGCUCUUGACACCACGCUCGAACUUCCCGCCCUCGCUCGCUCCUCAAUCCUUCGACCUUUCGUCACCCAUGCCAUUGUCACCG
Molecule: messenger RNA, 1288 nt
Organism: Rhodotorula toruloides NP11
Lineage: Eukaryota; Fungi; Basidiomycota; Microbotryomycetes; Sporidiobolales; Sporidiobolaceae
Product: cytoplasm protein
Exons: 1
Biological process (GO): transcription by RNA polymerase II
Cellular component (GO): nucleus
Source: RefSeq, a predicted model, not a curated record